Plasmodium coatneyi is the source of this 912-nucleotide messenger RNA. Its product is annotated as 26S proteasome non-ATPase regulatory subunit. Gene Ontology annotation, biological process: proteasome-mediated ubiquitin-dependent protein catabolic process. Gene Ontology annotation, cellular component: proteasome regulatory particle, lid subcomplex; cytosol; proteasome regulatory particle. The record is from RefSeq and is a predicted model, not a curated record. The transcript has a single exon. NCBI's taxonomy places the organism in Eukaryota, Apicomplexa, Aconoidasida, Haemosporida, Plasmodiidae. Bases 1 to 912 code for a protein of 303 amino acids.
AUGUCGAACGAAUUGAUGCAGGGCGUGGCGCUCUAUAAAGAGCUGCUGUGUGUGUAUCACAACUUGAAGGGGAGUGAACUGGACAUAAGUAACGGAGACGUACAGGCACUUUUCCAAAUAAAGGAAGAGCUAAAUCAGCCCAUAACUUGUGACAUUGGUAAGUGCAAAGAAAUAUUAGCCAAACUGAAGAUCGUUUUGAUCCACCUACCUUCAGUUGAUCCUCUAGUACCCAUCGGAAAAAAAAACACAACUGAAUUACUUCUCGCUAGACAUAUUUUAGAAAAAGGAGUAGUCGUAUCUAUUAUGGAUAGGGAUAUUAAAUCUUUUUCCAUUUACAUGGCACAGUUAUUGUUGUACUACACGGACUACAAGAACUUCCUUCCGAAGAGUGAACACCAGAAUGGAAUUAUCGGUAUGUAUUUGCUUUACUUACUCUCCUCUAAUUUAAUAGGAGACUUUCACAUGACGUUAGAGAUUAUCUCUAUUGAGGAUCAGAGUGAUGAAUACAUAAGGUAUGUCCUUGAACUUGAGCAACACAUAAUGGAUGGGUACUUCUAUCACGUGCUUACCAGGAAGGAUGAUAUACCCUUGCAUUUAUAUGGCCUCUUCAUUGAAAGGCUGUAUAAUACCAUUAGGCAUAAGUUGGCUGACUGUAUAUUCGCUUCUUCCAACUGUAUCUCGUUGGAGUAUGCUUGUGAGUUGUUAAAGUUUGUGAGUGAAAAGGAAUUGUACCAGUUUAUUGGAGAGUAUAAUGAGACGAAAACAACUCAGGGGGAAUGCAACAUCCUGUGGGAAGUCCGUAACAACAAGAUCUAUUUUAAUAACCAGACUGUCCACGUGCAGGACCUCCCCGCGCUUGAGGUGCUCAACAACACCAUCGGCUACGCCACGGAGCUCGAGCGCAUCGUAUAG